Dibothriocephalus latus is the source of this 303-nucleotide messenger RNA. The record is from the annotation of a GenBank genome assembly. Lineage: Eukaryota; Metazoa; Platyhelminthes; Cestoda; Diphyllobothriidea; Diphyllobothriidae.
AUGAUUUACGCGCAACUUCGAGCAUUAGUCGAAGGGCUCCUUCGCCGCGAUCUGCUGAUUGUUGUCUGGGACUGGAAUGGCCAGACUGGACCCGCACUACUACAAAUAACUGCUAAUCUGGUACUCAAACGACCAGUCCGUGAUACUGGAAAACUCUGCCAAAUUAUCCGCAAGGUUAGUAUUGAGCUCUCUUCACUGAGUGACUCAGUUCAUGAUGUGAAUGUGGUUUGUUUUGCUGACAAAUCGGCCAAGGUCAAGCCCUGGUCUGAGCACUUCGAGUACCUCCUCAAUCACGAUACCUAA